Ostreococcus tauri is the source of this 1146-nucleotide messenger RNA. RefSeq names its product NmrA-like. The transcript has a single exon. NCBI's taxonomy places the organism in Eukaryota, Viridiplantae, Chlorophyta, Mamiellophyceae, Mamiellales, Bathycoccaceae. The record is from RefSeq and is a predicted model, not a curated record. The coding region runs from base 1 to 1146 and encodes 381 amino acids.
AUGCGCGCCGCGUCGCGCCCCGCGAGCGCGCGAGAGGGUCGAUCGCUCGCGCGAACGCGCGCGCGACGCCGCGAGACCGCUCGACCGCGAUGGCUCGACGUCGGCGCGUCGCCCGCGCGCGGGCGCGCGUCGAGGGCGAGCGCAGACGCCGGAGCGAGCGACACGCUCGACGCCGGCGGGACGGCGGUGAAGAAGACGUCGCUGCUCGUGAUCGGGGCCACGGGAACGCUCGGACGGCAAGUCGUGCGACGGGCCCUGGACGAGGGAUACGACGUGCGAUGCCUCGUCAGACCGAGGCUGAACCCGGCGGAUUUCUUGCGCGAUUGGGGUGCGACGACGGUGAGCGCGGAUUUGACCAAGCCGGAGAUGCUGCCGCCGGCGUUCGUGGGCGUGCACACGGUGAUCGAUUGCUCGACGGCGAGGCCGGAGGAGGACUCGUACGCGAUCGAUUGGGAGGCGAAAGUCGCGACGAUUCAAACGGCGGCGGCGAUGGGCAUCGCGCGGUACGUGUUCUUUUCGAUCGAUCAGUGUGAUAAGCACAGGGAAGUUCCGCUGAUGAACAUGAAGUACGCGGUGGAGGAGUACCUCAAGGUGAGCGGCAUGGAUUUCACCGUGUUGCGACUGUGCGGCUUCAUGCAGCCGCUCAUCGCGGGUUACGCCGUACCGGUGCUCGAGGAGCAACCGCUUUGGGGCACGGACGACGACACGAGAACGGCGUAUCUCGACACGCAAGACGUGGCGAAGAUGACGCUCGCGGCCGUAAGACGCGAUGAGGCGGCGAACAAGGUGUUGACGCUCGCCGGACCGAAAUCGUACAGCGUCCGCGAAGUCAUCGCCCUGUGCGAAAAGCUCGGCGGCGCCGAGGCGAAAGUGCAAAAAGUUCCGGUCGGUCUAUUAAAGUUUACUCGCGCUUUCACCCGCUUUUUCCAGUGGUCUUCGGCCGCGAGUGACCGUCUCGCGUUCGCGGAGAUCCUCGCGAGCGGCAUCAAGUUUGACGCCGACAUGACGGAGACGUACAAGAUUCUGGGCAUGAGCGAAGAUGAAGUGACGACGCUAGAGCAGUAUUUGGAGGAAUACUUCUCGAAGAUUCUGAAAAAGUUGAAAGAAGUCGGCGGCGAAUCGAGACAGCGCGACUUCUACCUCUAA